Molecule: messenger RNA, 3978 nt
Organism: Amphimedon queenslandica
Lineage: Eukaryota; Metazoa; Porifera; Demospongiae; Haplosclerida; Niphatidae
Exons: 2
Coding region: 1-3882 (1293 amino acids)
Source: RefSeq, a predicted model, not a curated record
AUGAUAAUAGCACUCUUGUUUCUUCUGCUAUUGCAGUCUUGUUUUCUUUCCACCUAUUCUCAGCAAGUGCUAUGUGUUGUUCACCAAGAUGGUGUUCCUAACGUCACUAAAUCAUACUACAAUUGCUCCUUGUUCGCAAAUAAUCUCAGCUCUGCUCUCCAAGAUGUGAGUGAUGAUACAGUACUCAUGCUUCUCAAUGACGAAGAGAUAAUAGACUCAAUCAUUGAGUUUGCCAAUAUAUCCGGCCUUAGUUUAUUUGGAAUGAAUGGAACAAAUAUAGUUUGUAGCCAACAGAUUGUUAAGUAUGGACUGAAAUUCAUUAAUGUAACAAACAUACGCAUAUCUGAAGUGACUAUCAUCAACUGUGGAGCAUUAUACCAUUACGAAUCAAACGUGACACAUCAAGGUGUUUUUAGUUAUCAUUCCUCGUCUGCUGUUUACUUUGAAAAUUGCACCAACAUUAGGAUAAAUCACAUUAAUGUCAGUAACAGUCACGGCACUGGUCUAACACUCUAUGACAGCAAUGGCAAUGUCAGCAUUGCUCACUCCACUUUCACCAACAACACUGUCUCUCGGGUUGACCAGGAGCUAUCGACUGGUCGUCUUCUUGGAGGAGGAGGUAUAUACUAUGAGCUAUCAAUGUGUAGUCCUUCUUGGGAUGUUUGUGACCCCAGCACUAAUUUGUACAAUAGUCAUGCUUUACUCUAUGUGCAUAACUGCACCUUCUAUAACAACUCUGUUACUACAGGGUCAAAUAAUGUUGAAUUCUCUAAGUACAUUGGUGGUGGCUUAAUGGUAUGGCUUUCUGGGCUUGCAUAUAAUAAUUCUAUUUUCAUAAGCAGCUGUUAUUUUAGUGGGAAUAGUGGGUUGUAUGGAGGAGGAUUAUUUGUAUUAUGCAAAGACCAGUCUAGCAACAACACCAUUGUCAUCAGUAAUUCUAAAUUAGUACAAAACGAAGCAAUACUGGGAGGAGGUGGAUUGGAUCUUGGCUUCUAUUUCAUUACAAUGCACAAUCGUUUCAAUAGGAUCACUGUACGAUCCUGUACUAUUGUUGACAACAAGGCUUAUUUCGGAGGUGGGGUUGUUUUCUUUGUCACAUCAGCUAGUCGAGUUGAUCCUAAUAAUCAGAUAGAGUUUUACGAUACAGAAUGGAACUCUAACAAAGCAACGUAUGGUUCAGCCAUUUAUCUUGAGCCUAUUUUUAACAAUGUUCCAGCUAACACCAUAUUUCCAAUCCCUCAUUUUGCUAAUUGUAGUUUUAUUAAUAAUUACAUUGUGUUCAAUGUAACCGGUGAUUCGUCAUCCGGUGCUGGGAUUUCUGCCAUAGGUGCAGGGACGUUAAACUCAAAAGCAAUUUCGUUCACAUUAGCUGAUGUAGUUACCUUUAGUGGAAACAAUGGAACUGCUCUGUAUCUCAUUGACGGUAAUGCUAUUGCAUUAGAAAACACAAAAGUUAAUUUCUCAAGCAAUACCGGUACAUACGGUGGAGCUGUAUCCAUUAAUGGUUUUGCUUCGAUAUACACAAGUAAGAACACAACGUUUAUUUUCCAUCAUAAUGAGGCAUCUGUCAAAGGAGGAGCAAUAUUUUUUCAUUCUACUGACAUUCAGUCUUCACUUCUUAUUGGAUCUUCGUGCUUCGUAGAGCGAAUAAGAACGCUGGACACAUUUCAGACGAACUUUUAUUUUGAAAAUAACACAGAUUCCUUUGGGAAAACAAUGUACAUAUCAUCACUACUACCUUGUAAUAAGUUAUGCCAAGGUACUCAUGUUUACCUAACCUACAUUCCACCGGAAACACUACUGAGUGAAUGCAUCGGUAACUUUACAUUUGCUGAUCACAAAGGCAUAGUCAGAGACAAUGUAGCAACUGAGACUAGUGAAUUUCAUCACUCUGCAGCAGGAAAUGAAGAGGAUAUAGUCCCUGGCAAAGAUUUUGUGAUCCCUUUUGUCACUCGUGAUGAACUGGGACAUGAAUCAAUGGAGCCGUUGUUUGGUAUAUUAAAAACUGAAAAUAAUUCGCUUCAGCUUAAUAACUUAUUCACAGCUAACAAUAAAUUCCAAUUGAAGGGAAAGCCUAACGAAACAGGUCAUCUUGAAAUAGGAACACUCUAUUAUCGUAAUUUGACUAUUGGCAUUGAUGUUACACUCUCUUCCUGUCCUCCUGGUUUCAUUAACAAUAACAACACUUGUGUUUGCUCUGCUGACGAUGACAGUAAUCACUACAAUGGCAUUGUAAGGUGUGAUAAUAAGGAAUUCGUGGCAUCACUUAGUUCUGGCUUCUGGAUAGGCUAUGUAGGCAUUGAAUCAGAAGAUACCUUAUACACUGGGCUAUGUCCACAAGGAUAUUGCAAUAGUAGUCAGAUACUUGAUAUCAGACUGCCCUCCUUUCCAUCAUCCUCUGAAUUGGACUCACUGAUAUGUGGUGCUAAUAAUCGCACUGGUGUUUUGUGUGGUAACUGUAUAGAGAAUAACUCUGUGUAUUACAAUUCACCUGGAUACAAAUGUGGCAACAAUGAGCUUUGCUCCUAUGGGCCUCUCUUUUAUUUACUAUCAAGCUUUAUACCACUGACCCUAAUGUUUACAAUCAUCAUUUUGCUUGGUGUAAACUUUAGCUCUGGUAGGUGGAAUGGAUUUGUCUUCUUUGCACAAAUUGUGGGAUAUUUUACAACAACUAAUGGUGUCAUCUAUGCCUCAAAAUCUGAGAAAGUUUUCAACAUUAUAUCAGAUUUAUUUUACGAGCCAUUCUCACUGAGGUUCUUUAAUGAUGACAGCCUCUCGUUUUGUCUGUUUAAAAAUGGAAGUUUCUUUGCCAUCAUGGGAAUGGAGAUCCUCUCACUUUUCUUUGCUUUUCUCUUAGUGGUCACACUUGUGUUUGUGAUGAAGUCUACCUAUUUUUAUAGGAUGCAAUCUGCUUGCUGCAAGAGACCAUUCUUUAAGCCAACAUCACUGACAAAGGCUCUGGCUACAUUUUUAAUACUCUGCUACUCUCAGACAACUCAAAUUUGCUUUAAAAUACUACAAAUUGGAUUCCUCCGCAGUAAAGGGGACAGUAUUACAUCUCCAUUGCGUGUACAACAGAUGGGAAGUCAAGAAUAUUUCACUGGUUUUCAUAUACCACUAGCCAUUGUUGCAAUAUUAGGAAUCUUAACAAUUGUGACGAUUACUCCAAUCUGUCUCAUGGCAUAUCCAGUGUUUUACAAAUUAUUGCCGCCGAAAGUGCAAGAAAAUAAAUUAAUAGCAACAAUAACAACGAACGUGGAGAAGUUGAAGCCAAUUUUUGAUGUAUUUCAAGGUUGCUUUGAUGACAAAUAUCGCUUCUUUGCAGGGCUGUACUUUCUUUAUCGUGCUAUUUUUGUCAGUUUGUUUUCACUGGUUGACAUACCACUGGCUUCAUUGUCAAUUGCUCAAAUCAUAGUCAUGAUAAUGUUAGCAGUUCAUUUGAAGUUUCAGCCAUACAGGAAGAAACUUCAUAACAACAUUGAUGGGUGUCUGUUCCUCCUUCUUGGAAUGAUUAAUACUCUUACACUAACUCGUUAUUUCGAAUCAAUAUCUCAGUCUCAGCGCAGUAUCAUGAUAUUGACAGGCUAUAUUCAAAUUAUCUUGGUCUACCUUCCUAUUUUUAUUGUUUUUAUCCUCAUUAUUAGCUUGGCUAUUCAAAAGUAUCGCAGAAAAAAGAAGUUCAGCAUUACUAAGCUGAGGAAAGCCUCUAUGUCCAGCUCAAAAUCAGAUGAAUCCCUCUCUCUUGAAAUGGAAGGCCCUCCUAGUCCAUUUGUAGCAUCAACAAGCUAUCUUGAUAUGGAUAUUAUCAAGAAUGCUCAUAAUGAUGAAGAUGAUGGUGAUGUAGGGAGCUUCAGAGAAGAACUUCAAGUUUUAGAACUUUAAACUUGAAGCAGUAUUACAUUAAAAUGUUUGUGUGUGAUUAAAACUGUUAUUGGUUGAUGUAUUCCUUUGUUUUAGAUGAUUUAUGAAUCUAGUAGA